UUUGCCUCUACUGCCUCUUCAAGCGCAGGCAAGAUGGCAGCUUCCAUUUCGGCCAUAUUUUGGCUUUAAAACGCCUUAAUGAGAGUAAAUGGGGACCGUCCAGUCCAUACUUUUAUACAGUCUAUAAUCACAACCCAAACUCCACAACGCGCCAAGCAGCACAUUUUUAGUUGCUGCGGAAGCACAGCUCAUUUAGGCUCAGCUCAGCUCACCUCAGGACUUGUUGUGCUACUAAGAUAUAAGGCAGUGUGAGGUUGGUGGAUGGUGGCAGUCGCUGUGCUGGGAGAGUGGAGGUUCUUCAUAGAGGGCAGUGCGGAACAGUGUGUGGUGAUGACUGGGAUAUGAGUGAUGCUGCAGUGGUGUGUAGAGAGCUGGGCUGUGGAGAAGCUGUAGAUGCACUGGGCAAAUCUCAUUUUGGAUCAGGAUCAGGACCAAUCUGGAUGGAUGAUGUGGACUGUAGUGGAUCAGAGUCUAGACUGAAGAACUGUAGAUCACCAGUAUGGGGUAAACAUGACUGCAAUGAAACCCACAAUUCUGGAGUCAUCUGUUCAGGAGCCAGGCUGGUUUUAGGUUCUCGCUGCUCUGGGAGAGUGGAGGUUCUUCAUGGAGAGAGCUGGGUCACAGUGUGUGAUGCUGACUUUAACCAGCAGGAUGCAGAGGUUGUGUGUCGGGAGCUGGGCUGUGGUUCUCCUGUGGAGGUUCUGGGAGCAGCUGCUUUUGGUAAAGGGAAGGGUCAGGUGUGGUCAGAGGAGCUUCAGUGUAGAGGAGAUGAAUCUGAGAUUACUCUCUGUCCAAUAACCUCUUCACACAAAUACAACUGCUCUCAUGGUAAUGAUGUGGGACUUGUAUGUUCUGGUCAUACUCAGGCUCGGCUGAUGAACGGCUCAGACUCCUGUUCUGGUCGAGUGGAGCUCCAGUACCUCAGUGAGUGGGGUACAGUGUGUGAUGUAAGCUGGGAUAUGAGAGCUGCCAGUGUCCUCUGUGCUCAGCUGAAGUGUGGGAGUGCUGUGGCUGUGUUGGGGUCAGACUGGUUUGGGGAGGGGAGUGGCCGGAUCUGGGCGGAUGUGUUUGAUUGUCAGGGGAACGAAACACACCUGUUAAAAUGUCCCAUUUCAUCAUGGAGUCGAACUGCAUGCUCUCAUAAACAGGAUGUUGGACUCAUCUGCAGUGGUUCUUCUCUGGCGUCUCAUGAGGGAGGAGUGCGGUUGUCUGGAGGGAUGGAGUGUGAGGGGGUGGUGGAGGUGUUCUUCAGGCAGGACUGGAGGAGAGUUCUGCUGGACUCCUGGAGUGAGUCUGAGGCCUCUGUGGUCUGCAGACAGCUGGGCUGUGGUUCUGUACUCAACACCUCCAGCUCCUCUUCAUCCAGUCCUGAACACAGCUACAUGUGUGUGACGGGUUUCAACUGCUCUGGGAGUGAAGCUCAUCUGAGGAACUGCAGCAGCUCACAAGCAGUUAACUGCAGCUCCACAGUACAGCUCUACAUCACCUGCUCUGGCUACAGCUCCAUCAGGCUGGUUGGUUCUGGGGGAGACUGUGCUGGAAGGCUGGAGGUUUUCCACAGUGGAUCAUGGGGGACAGUGAGUGAUGAAUUGUGGGAUAUUGAGGAUGCGCAGGUGGUCUGCAGACAGCUGCAGUGUGGAGUCGCCCUCAGUGCUCCAGUACCGGUACCAGCCCGGUUUGGAUCUGGAACUGGACCCAUAUGGCUGAAUGAGGUGGAGUGUGAGGGGAACGAGGCGUCUCUGUGGAACUGCAGAUAUCAGCUGUGUGGAGAGGAUGAAUGUGGACACAAGGAUGAUGUAGGAGUCGUCUGCUCAGAGUAUAAAGAGAUCAGACUGACUGAGGGCUGUGAGGGGAAUCUGGAGGUGUUCUAUAAUGGAACCUGGGGGAAUGUGUGUAACAAUGGGAUGGAUGUAGAAACAAUUGGUCUCAUCUGUCGGGAGCUGAACUGUGGAAGAUUUAAGACUGAGAGAGCUACCAAAGCACGAGUGGAAUCAGCUCCUAACUGGCUGGAUGAUGUAAAAUGUAGGAAACAUGACUCUACUCUGUUUCACUGUCCAUCUUCAUCCUGCAGUCAGAAGAAUUGUGAUAGAAGCAGUGAGGUGACUCACAUUACCUGCUCCGGUAUGUUGUUUUUCUUUGUAGUAGAUGAGCAUGAGUAA
Astyanax mexicanus (Mexican tetra) is the source of this 2159-nucleotide messenger RNA. Its product is annotated as scavenger receptor cysteine-rich type 1 protein M130-like. The transcript is spliced from 8 exons. Gene Ontology annotation, cellular component: membrane. The record is from RefSeq and is a predicted model, not a curated record. Lineage: Eukaryota; Metazoa; Chordata; Actinopteri; Characiformes; Acestrorhamphidae. The coding region runs from base 342 to 2159 and encodes 605 amino acids.